GCAUCUUCAACACCACGUGUGAUGGAACUUCACCCAACUUAACCUGGGUCACCCCCACAGAUGUCCCACCAUCAGUCUCAAGCAGUGUAACUCGGUGGAACAACACUCUGACAUAUACUUCUGUCCUGACCAUGACCCCAGCACCCAAACACCACGGGCAAAAUCUCACCUGCAGAGUCAGAUACCCAUCAGUUUCAUCGGAGCAGACCCUCACACUAACUGUGCAGUAUAAGCCUGAGAUUUCUCGGGACUCAGGAUGCACUCGGACCCCCGAUGUCAUCACAUGUGUGUGUGCGGCCAGAUCAAACCCACCCGGAGAGCUCACCUGGCACCUCCCCCUCGCCAACCUCAGCGGGAACCAGACGCACGGUCGUUUCCAGACGUGGCAGGUGGCAGACGGGCAGCUGGUGACUAGCUCGCUGACGAUGGGUGUGGGCGAGGGAGAGGAGGAUGUGACCGCCUUCUGUACUGUCCAAAACCAACAUGGAGAGGUCAUGUUCGCAGUUUCCCAGUGGAUGACAGGUGGGGUCUCUGCUGUCUGGAUCACUGUGUUACUCACGAGCAGUGUCAUUCUCAGUAUGCUACUGGCUGGGUUCUUCAUCUCCAGGUACAUCCCGAAACGGGAUGCACGGACCAAGGAGAAGGCCUUGGAGAUCCUGGACACGACCGUCAGCUCCACUGCACACUUGACUGCACCUCAGGACACGGAGAGGCAGAGGACGAGCCAGAUCCCACUGGAAGUUUCACCAGGAAUGUCCGUUGGAGAGGGGGAGGCGUGUAACCCAGUGUACGCCAACCUGCGGGACCUGCACGGUGGUGGGGGCCCUGCUCGCAGUGGGGAGACGGUCAUAUACUCAGAGCUGCACUUCCAAUCAAUCGGGCCAGCCUGAGGGGUCAGAGUGCUAGUGGGCAGGGGGUUCGGGGUGGGGGGUGUAGAGAGCCUACUGGUUCUUGGUAAGAAGGCCAAU
Molecule: messenger RNA, 968 nt
Organism: Hypanus sabinus (Atlantic stingray)
Lineage: Eukaryota; Metazoa; Chordata; Chondrichthyes; Myliobatiformes; Dasyatidae
Product: myelin-associated glycoprotein-like
Exons: 5
Coding region: 132-890 (252 amino acids)
Source: RefSeq, a predicted model, not a curated record